Messenger RNA from Guillardia theta CCMP2712, 2412 nucleotides. RefSeq lists its product as hypothetical. The record is from RefSeq and is a predicted model, not a curated record. NCBI's taxonomy places the organism in Eukaryota, Cryptophyceae, Pyrenomonadales, Geminigeraceae. The transcript has 4 exons. Bases 1 to 2412 code for a protein of 803 amino acids.
AUGGCUUUGUGUCACCAUGAUGGCGCAGAGAGCACCACCAUAUUGGUCGGGAACAAUACAGGCACCUAUAUCGGAGAGAAGAACACUAGGAUAAAGAGCACGACGUACGCGAUUACGGCAGAGGAGGUCAAUCAGCACUUUACAACGCGCAGAUGCAACCCAUGCAAGAAAGAUUUUCUCUUCUGCCACACAUGCCCUCAUACCAAACACUCCAAUAGCAACGACAUCGGCGGAUGGGUCAACCCCAUCCAAAUCUGUGGCGCCAAGGAAGUGGCUGUGCGCGCUUGUAAACACCGAGACAACGAGUGGCACAGAUUCUUUCGAGGAGCAGAAGCGAUAACAAAGCUCUCAACGGUGGAAGGAGAAUCGUCAAUAGAGCUGAUCAUGGAUCGAAUCAACGAGGCUUGCCGAGUCGACUCUGGUCAAAAGUGCAUCGUCAACGAAGAUAAACUGAGGAGUUUCUUUCCGGAGAUAAGCGAUGAUCAACUAUCGGCCAUCAAGAUCAUGCAUUGGCCAUUAAAAGAGGAAGUGGAAUCGAAGAAGAAGCGACUGACUCUAACUUAUUCAAAAGCCAUGGGGAGCCAGGGGAUGGCAGAGGAGAUGGUGAAAAAAAGGUUUUUAGAGAUCGACAAUGUGAGCUAUCGGUUCUCAAGGAAGAGACAGCGAGAUCUCAGUAGCAGCGACACCGACGAGGAAGAGGCGAAGCGAGUCUGCCCAAUAGAGUCAAGAGGCAUCGGCCCGAUCAUGAUCCCUGGAGGAAACGACGAUGGCACAGAAACGAAGUACAUGCCUCCAUCCCCAACUAACGUCGACGUCACCAUGCUUGCUUUCUCUCCAGGUCCUGUGGACAGGUUGCCGAAGGUCCUAUCAAUCAUUGAGAGUUGUGUUUGUAGCACCGGGAUGCACCAAGAAAGAGAAUUGGCUUCUCUUCUGCAAACCAUUCUGAAGGAAGCUGUGUGUGUGUCGCAUUGCUAUCUGAAUGAUGACAAGCACAACUACUUGCGAGACCUCCAUGAGUCCGGUCGGGAGCUUCCAGGCAUGAUCAGCAUGUGCGGCAACCACCUCUUAGAAAUCUUCCACCACUGCCAGGACGAGGACGAGGCCGCCCCCUUGAACGACCAUGUGUUCGGCACGUCGUAUCAAGAACUCUCGGAUGCUCUCAACUGGUACGAGAGCCUCCGACCGACAGACGAGCACAGCAGGGGGGCGUUUGCCGCUGUGCUCUUCGUCUCUCGCUGGCUGAUGCACAACUUCUCCCACAUAGGUGAGCAGGAGCAGGUGAAGCAAUUUUUCGAGGAGUUCAAGGAGACUUUCAGCAAACCCUACGAGAACGGAGCUGCCGUGAAAAAUUUCUUUGAGAACGUGAUCGACUUUCUCUGCGUUAGCAAGUGGGGCCUCAAGAAUCAGCCGAUCAAGCAGGAGGUGAUCUAUGAGGGAAGUUACGUCGUCCUGCUCCGCAUGCCUCGCGUGUUCGGCAGCGUCUUCCUCAACCUGAUGGAGGAGGACAAACAGGUGAACAUGCGGGUGAGGGAUGCCGGGCUCGAGAGCAUCGUCACGAGCCACUGCUGGGAGGGGGAAGCAGCCGGGGAAGUGGCAGAGCAGAGGGGCCUGGCUAAUACGAGGACCGGUGCAACGAGCACCGCUGCCCGACGUGAGCAGGGAAGGCAAGGGCUGAAAGCAGAGCUCGGUGAGCUGUUUGCGGUGAGCUGCAAGGAGGGGUUGGCAGGUGAGGGAGACGCACUGGCGAGGGCGAAGAGAAAGGAGAUGGUAAUGGAGAUGAUCCGCGAGGGGAUCGUAUUGACGCAGCAGGACGACGAGGAGUUUGCGAUCCUCCGCAUGUUCAUCCUUGACGAGAAGCAUCUCAGCAAGGAGCAGCACGAGAAGUUGGAGAGGAUCAUGGUGGUACAGCCUCCUGCUCCCCCUCCAAAGAGAUCUCGCACCAGGGGUAUCUAUGUAUUACAAGGUCCUGCUGAACAGGAAGGGGCUGUACUGGAGAGGAAGAACCUGGCUCAGCUGACGCUGGACGAGAUCCACGACUUCUGUGGGAUCAGCAGGCUGAAGCUGCAGGUGGUGGUAGUUGAGGAAGAGAACGAGGAUGAGAGGAGGCUGAAGGCUGUUGAGACUGGCGACAUGCAGCGGAAGUACCGAGUGAGGAGGGGGAAGGACAUCAAAUUCGCGGUGGCGAACCUCGGGGAGGAGGAAGUACGUCUGCGGGUGUUCUACCUUGGUCCUUCUACGGGGGAUGGCGAAGACGUCGGGCAAGGGGAGCAGGAGGUAGAGGGAAUCGUGCUCCAGCCAAUGACCAAGCAAGAGUUGGUCAUGCGAACGUGCCUUGGAGAAGGGCAGGACAGGGACACUGUGAUCUUGCGGCAUGCAGACGGCACAGAGCUGCGACUUGUGCUGGAGGAGUAG